This is a messenger RNA of Leptopilina boulardi, 3071 nucleotides long. It is a transcript of the gene Socs36E, whose product is annotated as suppressor of cytokine signaling 7. The record is from RefSeq and is a predicted model, not a curated record. The transcript has 6 exons. Bases 485 to 2074 code for a protein of 529 amino acids. Lineage: Eukaryota; Metazoa; Arthropoda; Insecta; Hymenoptera; Figitidae. Gene Ontology annotation, cellular component: phosphatidylinositol 3-kinase complex. Gene Ontology annotation, molecular function: 1-phosphatidylinositol-3-kinase regulator activity. Gene Ontology annotation, biological process: intracellular signal transduction; phosphatidylinositol phosphate biosynthetic process.
AUAAACAUUCCAUGCUCUUAUCUUCACUUGUCAAAUGUCUUGUCACUUGACAGCUUGUCACUUUCUACUUCCAUGGUUUAAUAAAUUUUAUGGUUUAUUGUUGCUGUAAAAAUGGCUAUUCAUAAAUUAGUGUAUAUUUUGGCUGUUUUUUUCUACUCUCAGUGUUAUUCUUAAAUUAGGUGAAAGUUCUCUUUUUUGCAAGUGAUUUGAUAUUACAACGCAAAGUAUUUCUUCCAAAGGACUCCAUGUUUAUGAUAAAGAAGUAAAGAAGAAGAAGAAGAAGAUUACUUGUCACGGCUGUGUGCGUUUUGCUAAAAUAAAAGAUGUGUUUUUGUGAAUACAAUCUACGAUGAAACGAAUAAAGAAGAAAUGAAAAAAUUAAAAUAAUGAAAUAUCUAGUAAAUUCUAGAAUCUAUUAUUAUUAUUAUUAUAAAUCCAGUAUAUUGAAUUGUCGACAAUACAAUGUCUGUCGAUUUAAUUAAGAAUGGGACAGCACUUUGCUAGUCUCAGAGAUUUUUUUAGAAUGGAAGGCGAAAAACAGUCUUUACAAGUUUAUAACGAAUCAUCAUCACUUAAUAAUCAAUCAUCAUUUGACAUGUUGGAUCAAGAGGAUUCUGAGAAUACACAAAAAAAUGAAAACAAUGGAAAUAUACAUGUUCCAAAUUUAAAUAUUAUUUUAAAUAAACCUGAUGAUAAUCUUGAUAAUGAACAAUUAAAUCUAGAUGUUGAUAAUCAUAAUGCUAGAUUUGAAUCCAUAUACAGUCAACCAAUUGAUACACAGGAUUCAAAGCAAAAUUGUAACAAUGGAAAUAUUGUUAGUGCUGUUGAACCAUCAUUAAAACAACAAGAGUCAUGUGUCAAUAAUUCUGGUAGCAGCAAUACUAGUAGUAGUUCUGAAGAUAGUCCUGUAAAUCCUAGUUUUAGACGAUCAUCGAAAACUCUUUCGUUUGGAAAAAGAAAAGUUUUAGGUAAGCAACGAAAUAAGGACCAACAUCCAGUAUGUAAUCAUGUAUUAUCGUCGAAAAAGAAACGAAGUAAUUGGGUUUUGAAAUUUAAUUGUACUAAAAAUAAAGUAUCGAAAAAUACGGAUAUUCCGGGACAAGGUGGCAACAGUUCUGAAUGUAUAUGUACAGGAUAUCGUCGUACUGAAGAACAUACAAUGGGUGCCAGUAACGUAUUAAACAUAUCGGCACCACAGAGUCCAGUUCUUGGUCCACUUCCACCUAGUCCUGUAAUUGAUUUAUCACGAUUUAAUCCAGAAGAAUUUCCUAUGGAGGAUUGUGAUGAAAGGGCAAGAUUGCAGAGAGCACGUGAAAUGGAAGAAGGAGUGGAACCACCACCGGGUUAUAGGCCAAGUUAUCCAUCGGGAAUUCAAGUGCAUCCAAAUGGCAUUACUGUUGACAGUUUGGCAGCUCUUUUUCAAGCACACGCAGGAAUUCAUGCCGCUGCUUUAACUGCCUUAUCGCAAAUAGAUUUUAGUCUAAUUCCUAAUAUUGAAAGACCAAUUCACACACAGGUUGAUUAUGUACAUUGCCUCGUGCCAGAUUUGCGUUCAAUCACCGCUUGUUCUUUCUAUUGGGGAAAAAUGGAUCGUUAUGAAGCUGAACGUUUAUUGGAGGGCAAACAAGAGGGAACAUUUCUACUACGUGAUUCGGCACAAGAAGAAUUUUUAUUCUCCGUAAGCUUUCGAAAAUAUGGUCGUUCACUUCAUGCAAGAAUUGAACAAUGGAAUCAUAAAUUCAGCUUCGAUUCACACGAUCCUGGUGUAUAUGCAUCUAAAACGGUUUGUGGUUUGAUAGAGCAUUAUAAGGAUCCUUCGUGCUGUAUGUUUUUUGAACCAAUGUUGACAAUUCCAUUACAUCGAAAUUUUGCAUUUCCGUUGCAACAUUUGUGUCGUGCUGUUAUUACAACACGAACAACCUACGACGGUAUUAACAAGUUGCAAUUACCAAAGACUCUUAAAAGUUAUCUUAAAGAAUAUCAUUAUAAACAGCGAGUACGAAUUAGAAGGCUAGAUAUUGAAAAUGACCUUCAGUCUGAUGGAAAAUCCAUAUCAUAUAUUCCACUAACAUGAGCAUUGUCUCAACUAUCCAUUCUUUGUUUUUCGCGAAAUUCCCUUUUCUUUUUAUUUAUGUCGAAAUACUCACAAAAAAAAAAAAUCACUUUCGGACAAAAAUUACAAUAUUACAGUGAUAACACUAAAAAUAUUGCUAAUUAUCAUCGCGAUUAUUUAACUUUCCAUUUACAUCUUCUUUAAAAAAAAAAAAUACCUAGCACUAUUAAGUUUGUCGCUUUCCUAAAUUUGUUCUUUGUCAAAAAAAAAAAUUUUUUUUUUUCAAUUUUUAUACACGUAUUUCUUUGAAUAACUUGGGCAUUCGAUAGUAGGAUUUGAUGAAUAUUGAAGUGUCAGAUGAUUACGGAAAAUUAUCAUCUAAAGUACAAAGAUAACACUUCUUAUAAUGAAAAUAAUUUUUUCUAUUAUUUUUAUUGUUUUUCUUAUUAAGGAUGUAAGAGAUAAAUAUGAUUCAUUGAGUAAAAUUAUUAAUUUAUCAAAUAGACAUCCUUAAAUAGAAUAACAAAAAAAUUGUUGAUGAUUCUAAUUAAUAAUUGAUUAAUAUUAAUAAUUAAAAGAAUUAAUAUUAAUUAUUAAUAAUUGACAAUUAGAAUCGUCGAAUUUAAAAAUAAAUUGUUAAAUAGAAAAAGAAAAUUAUGGGAAGAAUUUGAAAAAUUUUAUAACUCACUUUUUCAAAUUUCACGACAAUAAUGAAUGAAAAAGAAGAAUUAUUUUUAAAUUUCUAAAUUGCAUUUGAAGAAAUAAUUCGAUAAAUUUAUUUUGGGCGUAAAUUCAUUCUCUCUCUCUUAAAUUUUAAAAUUAAAACUAAUUUUUUUUAAAUUUUUCGAUUUUACAAUCUAAUAUACAAGUGAGUUAUAAUUGUGAGAUAUAAACUUUAUAAAUAUCGAUAUAGAUUGAAUAAUAGAUUCACAAUUUUAAUGAGCGGGCGAAUCGAAUGAUGACUGUUUUCAAGAAAGUAGGCAAAUACUAUUUCUAUUUAAAAAAAAAGAAAGAAAAA